AAUUUGUGUGCUGUAAGGUUUCCCAUUUUAAACUGUAAAAUUCCAAAGUGUUAGUAUAUUUACUGGAUUGUGCAACCAUCCUCAUAUUCUAAUUUUAGGUAAUUUUAUCACCCAAAAGAAAACUUGUAUCUGCUGGUAGUCACCUUUCAUUCUGGGCCUCCACCCGCCCUUGAUCUAGGCAAUUUAUUAAUCUGCUUUCUAUCUCUGUAGAUUUGUUUAUCCUGUACAUUUCACUUAAAUGAUAGGAUACUGCCUGUGGGUAUUUGUGAAUCCUGUUAAUGUUUUUAAAGUUCAUUGAUUUCGUGUCACAGAUUAGUACUUCGUUCCUCUUGUUGCAAAUAAUAUUAUGUUGUGAGAUUACUGCAUUGGCUUAUCCAAGUCAGAUGAAGACCUUUAAGUUGUUUCCACUUUCUGACUAUCGUAAAUCAUGCUGCUGUGAAUAUCUGUGUAUUAGUUUUAUGAUGUUUGCUUUCACCUCUCUUGGGUGGGUAGAUACCUAGGAUGGAACUGCUGUAUUUUAUGGUGACUGUAUGUUUACUUUUUUGAGGAUCCACCGGACUGUAUUCCUAAGAGGCUUCACAAUUUUACCUUCCCACCAGCAGUGUGUGAGGUUCCAACUUCCCCACAUCCUCACCAGCACUUGUUUGUCUGUCUUAUAGCCUUCCUAGUGGGUAUGAAGACGUAUCUGCUUCUAGUUUUCAUUCACAUUUCCCUGGUGACUAAUGUCCCAUAUUUUCAGGUGUGUGGUUAGCAAACCCCAGUUGCAGCCCUGGGUGAGGUAGCCUUACCUUCUUUGUAGCUGAUGUAGUUCGAAUAUCUUAUCAUUUUGAUUUUCAGAAUAUAUUUUUAUUAAAAUUCUAAUUGAUAAAGAUAAUUGUUUGCUUUAUAUUUCAGGGGUGGCUAGAGUCAUCCCAUAUUGUCCUAUAAACAUUAAUUAGGUGAUUUUUCUUUGUGUUAAAGUCACCUUUGGCCCUAUUGCCUCUAGAUCCUUCUACAGCUCUUCUUUGUGGAGAGUUUUCCUUGAUUUCUGGGCACAUGAUAUUUUACUUGAGAGGCCCUGUUGGAUUGAAAGAGUCCUCAGGAACCAGACCUCUCUUACCCUGCAGGUGCCCAGGCCCCGGGCCCUGGCCUGCACCUGUGCCCUCGGCGUCCACCUCAUCUUGGCCGGGGGUCGUGCCUCUGCGUCUGUCGGAUACGAGGGGACUGGUCCAGGCUUUUGCAUGAUGUUCCUUCCAGGUGAGAGCUGUUCAGAUGCAGCUGCCCUGGAAGAUCAGUGUCCACAACCUGCUGGCAGUCGACUCCUAAUCUUGGAGCUUCAAGGAAAUAACUUAUGAGCAGGCCAAGUGUCCAUUCCCAUGUCAUCUGAAUGAUUAUUUCAUUUUCAGUAUUUGAUGUACCUCACAAUCUGUUCUUAUCUCAGUAAAAACAGAUCUUUUUAAUCAUGUGUCUAUAAGUCUACAUCUAUUGUUGCUGUUAUACUUUGCUUCAGUUUCCAGCACUCACCAUCCCUGAGGAAACUGCAUUUGAUUGGCUUGUGUGUGGUCAUUUCCCACAAGAGUGUAAGCUCGGGAAUCCUAGGAAUUGAGUCCACUUCCCAAGGGUCGGCCUCGCCAGCCUUCCACACACGGGUGAAGAGGGAGCCUUGCUGACAAAGAACAUGUGGCUGUUUCAGGACUCAGUGGUCUUUGAGGACGUGGCUGUGAACUUCACCCCGGAGGAGUGGGCUUUACUGGACCCGGCUCAGAGGAAGCUCUACAGAGACGUGAUGCUGGAGACCUUCAGAAAUCUGGCCUCCGUGGGUUCUUGCCCUCAAGUGAAAACAAGUAGAUCGAGUGCUCAGUGGGAUAUUGCAGAGCCUGGACUGUGCGGUGAAGAGAAAGUAGUAAGAUUCACAAGAAAUGAUUCCUGGUCUGUUUUGGGAGAAAACUGGGCAUUCCAUAACAUGCGAGAUCUGCAUCUAACUCAGGAGAGGUGUUUGAGGAAUCACUUGGUCCAGAGUCUUUGCGAAGGUAAAGAAGGUCAUCAAUGUCUGGAAACCCUGAACCAGGUUACAGAUCUUACUGUGCAUAAGCGUUAUCAGACUGGAAUUCAGCCCUAUAAGUGCAUUAAGUGUGGAAAAGCCUUCAGGGAUCAUUCUUCCCAGAAGAAUGAGCAAAGAUCUCUCCCUGAACACAAAGCUUAUCCACGUGAAGAAUGUGGACAAGCCUGCAGCUGUGUCUCGUGCCUAAGCCCUCCUGGGGGGACAGACAUUGUAGAGAAACCUGAUAAAUGUCAGGACGCUGGGAGAGCAUCUAAGGGAUGUGUGAGAAGUCACAGUAGCAAGCAGUCUCUAGAGUGUAAGAAGUCUGGAAAAGCUCUCAGUUGGCCAUCAUCUUUUGAGGAACACAAGAGACGUCAUUAUGGACAGAAAAUCCACGUGUGUGAAGUAUGUGGGAAAUCCUUCAGUUAUUAUUGCCAACUUGCACGGCAUGUGAGAACUCACACUGGAGAGAAACCCUAUAAAUGUAAAGAAUGUGGGAAAGCUUUCACGUGCAUCUCACACGUCCGAGAACAUGUGAGAAUGCACACUGGAGAGAAACCCUAUGAAUGUAAGCAGUGUGGCAAAGCUUUCAGUUGGUGCACGUACCUUCGAGAACAUAUGAGAACACACAGUGGAGAAAAGCCCUAUGAGUGUAAGCAGUGCGGCAAAGCCUUCCCGUAUCUCAAAUCCCUGCAAGGACACGUGAGGAUCCACACUGGAGAGAAGCCUUAUGUGUGUAAGGAAUGUGGGAAAUCCUACAGUUGUCCCAAAUACUUUAGAAAACACGUGAAAACCCACAGUGGAGUAAAACCCUAUGAAUGUACAGAAUGUGGGAAGGCAUUCAUUACUUCUUCAUCCCUUCGGGAACAUAUGAAGACACACAGCGAAGAGAAGCCUUAUCAGUGUCAGCAGUGUGGGAAAGCCUUCAGGUAUCCCCGAUCCUUGCAAGGACACAUGAUAACCCACAGUGAAGAGAAGCCAUAUGAAUGUCAGCAUUGUGGGAAAGCCUACAGGUGUCUAAUAUCCCUGCAAAGACACAUGAAGACACACACUGGUGAGAACUUCUGAAUACAAAAGCUGUGGGAAAGCCUUCAUUCUCCCUUAAAACCUUAUGAGUGGAGCAGUCGCAGGAGAGAAACAUUAUGAAUAGAAAGCAUGUGGGGAAACCUUCAUCACUUCACUUAUUUUGUACUUGAAAACUCAGGGUAGGCAAGUUUUUUAAUGGAAAUAAAUACAGUUUUUCCUUUUAAGUGCCUCAUAUCGAAUAGGGAUCCCAGUGUAUGAAUUUCCAGUUGAUGCUGCUGAUCUGAACACUUAAGAUAAUAACUAUUUCUCUAUGUUCCCGUCAGCUUUACGACUUAGGUUUUGUUAUCUUGGACCUUAAAUAAUUAUGCAGUCAUAUAAUACUUGUCUCAAUUCCAUUUACAAUGUAUUUUGAACCCAGAGUGAAAGUCUUCCUAGUUUGUGGUUUUUUUUCAUGUGCGAUGUGGUAUGUGUUUAAAUGAAAAUAUUUUUUAUUUUUACUUUGCCUUGUAUUCCUGCUAUGUGAUCAUGAUAUGAGACCUGUACUGUUGAAAUGUCUUUUCUGGUUCCUGAGCAGGUACUGGAAUGUCCUGACUCUGUAUUUAUGCUCCCCUUAGUCUAUGUUACUGAAAAGUGUGUCUUCUAUGUGUGUUGCUAGUGGAUACCAUAUCAGUGUUCCUCACAGAAAUUAGUAAUUGUGAAAGGUCUUGAAAGACCUCCUCUCUCAUCCAGUUAUGUUUGUAAUUUGGCUUUUUUUCAUUGUCCAUGAUCUUGGGUGGAAAUUGGACACAAAGCAUAGAGUUAAGAAUAGCGACUUGGUGGUGUGAAGAUGAUAGCUCCUGUCCAGAUGACUCUACUGAAUUGUGUUGUCAGCUUGGAUGAGGUGGGAAACUGCAUAUCCAGAGUCCUUCUGUUAGUGGUUUUGAGUUAAUGUUCAUGGGAGGAGGAGGAUGCGUGAGGUUGGAGCAGAAGUGAGGAAGCCAUGACUCUCGGGACUUCUGUAUUACCAGGAGACAGGGAUGCAUGGCAGCCUGGUGGGCCUGAGCUCCAACACUUGUUUUCUGAGUUCUGGCUCUGCCCACGUGGAACAGCCCCAGUCAGACACGUUUGGCAUUUGCAGACAAUGAGAAACAUAGAUAUGGUACAAGGGGACCCUUUGAAUUCACUGUCUUCCUCAUCGUCUCUGAGGGCCAUAGGCAAGUUCCUCUUGGUUCAGAUCUCUGCUCUUCCCAUCGAGUGUCCCACUCUAGUUGGCGUUUCAGUUUGCAAUUCCCAGGUGUUUGAGUGGAAAACCCCAACCUUUUCUCUGGCUCAAGAUCCACAUGGGGACUGUUAGUGGCAGCUCACAGUUCCCCAGCCAUGUGGAGCCCCAAUCCACAGCCCCCAUUUGUUGAGGUCUUUUGGACCAGUUCUUUCCCCAGCCCAGGAUUCCACAGAAGUUUCUGGUGGUGCACACGGGGCUUUCUCUGGGGACGUCUGCAGUAGUCUCUAAGCCCCAGUCCUUGGUUCUGUCCACAGUUCCCUUACAGGGGUCUGCUGGUGGUUGAGUCUGUGGUUCCCUGUGUGUUUUGAAUUUUCCCCCAGCAUCCACAGUGGGACUCGCUGAUGCCAGCUGUGGUUCUCCAUCCAUUAGCAAUCAGUUCACAGUACCCAUCCGUGAGGUCUGCUGGUUUAAUCCUGUUCCAGUCCCUGGUUCUUUGGUUGCGACUGGUGUCCACAAUUCUAUUUCCUUGGUUGCCGUUGGAUGCUGUUAAUGUGCACAUGAGGUAAAGGCUGUCUGCUACAUGGGAAGUUCAGAAGCCAUAGCCAGAAAAGUUUGGCAAGGGAUGCAAACUUAAAUGCUUAAAGCACUUGCUGCCUAACUCAGACAACCCAUGUUAGGUUACAUUGGUUACAAAAUGGAUUAGAUUGACACUAGGUCACCCUCACAGCUCAAGAAGAUGAAUUUUCAUGCAGUGAGGUACAGCGUAAGAUAUCACACAGCUUCCAACUCAGUGUCAUGUCCCUUUUAGGUGUCAGAUUGGCUCAAGAGACCCAAAGCUUAGCUAAAAGUACAAAAACAACACAAUAAGAUCCUUAAAAUCCAAAGAGUCAAGUGUGCCCCCUUCUGGCACACUUGCUUUUCUUUAAUAUCUAAGAACCAUGGUCCCAGAAGCUGUAGAUAUUUAUAAUGCAGAAUCUUACUAAGCUUGUUUUGUUUCCUGAGAAGCUGGCUUGGUAACUGUCAUCUUGGGGACCCCAAAACAGGGCCAGACUGAAAUGUGAGUUGCACCUAACUUAACGGGCUAGGGUCCUAGAAAACUGCUGUCAGCCCCCAGGGAGAUUGCAAUGCUCAUUAGAAAAAAUGCUUUAAUUGGAUAAGAUCAUUUCAGAGAUGCACUUCAGAGUUCUCAAAUGAAACAAACAGAAUAGGAUACUUAUUUAAAUUGGCAUGCAGAAGCUCCCCAAAGGCUUCAAAAUUCCAAAGAUACCUUCAUUGAAAGUUUCCUUUGCAAAAAGGUAAUGAAAAAUGAAUGAUAUAAAAGACAUCAUAAAAGUCCAACAAGUUAACAGCCUCAUAGACACCCUCAUACCUCCCUUGAAAGGAGGAAUCCCUCCCAGAGUCGAUGAGACUCAGAUUUUCUGGUAAACUGCUGUAUUAUUCUCUCAAACAGCCCAGCGGAAACCAAAAUUAAAAUUAAUUUUAAAAUCCUAGCUACAUUCUAGUAACAAUCAUGCCUACACUCUCCAAUUUCUACCCCACUCAGAACCUGCAGAUGGGAUCCUGCAAAAACUGGCUGAUCCGCUAAGGGUGAAAAUUCUUAGAGUCAGCACUCCCGAAUCUCUGCACUGCCUAGUCGAGAGGGGGAGAUAACAUUUCACAUCUCUUCCUUUCCAAAAUCCAGACCAACCGGUUGGUCCUUUCUCUCCCAGGGUUAGAUUUGCAUCCUUGCAUGUCUUGUUUUAUGUCCUAAGAACAUGGCUGGACUUUCCACUUUCCUGGGACAUGCAAGUUGGUGGCGCUUUUUUGGCUCUUUUGUGAGUGAUUGUAGGUAUUGUGAAGAUCAUGUUUUGUACCUCCUUGGGGACACUUCUUAAAUCCAAGAAGUUAUUCAUGUUGCCAAAAAUAUUCACUGCUUCUCCUGGCGGAAACCUGACAUGACCAGUGAAAGGACCUAUUAACUGUAAACCAGAAAUAUGGCCAGAUGAGAAGCUGAUUUGCAGAGACUGAAAGAAAAAAAAUUUUUUUUAGGCCUUUUACCUUAAGUUAAAUGUAUGCACAGGGAAAGGAAAACCUUCCAACGUAGAUGGAUGGGUGGAGCAACCCAUGAUAUCAUUUUUUUUCUUCAUUGUGGUGUAAGGGUUUCUCUUGUUGAGGAGCACAAGCUCUAGGCACGUGGGCUCAGCAGUUGUGGCACAUGGGCUUAGUUGCUCCAGGCAUGUUGGAUCUUCUCAGACCAAGGAUCAAACCCAUGUCCCCUGCAUUAGCAGGCAGAUUCUUAACCACUGUGCCACCAAGGAAGUCCCCAUGAUAUCAUUUAGACUACACCUCAAUUCUCUGAGGAACUGAGAGCCACUGUAUUUCUCUUACAAUCUUUAAAAAAAAAAAAAAAAAAAAAAGAGCAAGCAGUUCUAGAGGCAAUCCAAUGUCCACCUAUUUCUUUUUACCAAUCCCAAAACCUUCCCUGGUUAUCUCAAAAAGUUUUUAAGGUAUUGGUCUUAGGAAGCCAAAGUUGUCCUCAGAGGAAUUUAUAUCUUUUUCCUGUGCCUUUGAGAUAAAAAAAUGUUAACUUCUAAUCUAGGCCAUAUGUUUAAGGUACAAACUUCAGAGAUUUUUUUGUAAUGAGAACUAAAAGGAAGGGGGGAAAGGUUAUUUUAAAGUUAGAAAAGCAAGAAACCCAUAAAGUGUCUUCUAAGGUCUGUUUGGGUCUGUGUGUUUGUGUGUGUCUAUGAAUGUAUAUUAAAGAUACAGUGUUUUUUUAA
This is a messenger RNA of Hippopotamus amphibius kiboko, 7006 nucleotides long. RefSeq names its product zinc finger protein 77-like. Gene Ontology annotation, molecular function: DNA-binding transcription repressor activity, RNA polymerase II-specific. Gene Ontology annotation, biological process: negative regulation of transcription by RNA polymerase II. The coding region runs from base 1658 to 3088 and encodes 476 amino acids. The record is from RefSeq and is a predicted model, not a curated record. Lineage: Eukaryota; Metazoa; Chordata; Mammalia; Artiodactyla; Hippopotamidae. The transcript has 3 exons.